This is a messenger RNA of Eimeria necatrix, 633 nucleotides long. RefSeq lists its product as hypothetical. The transcript has a single exon. Lineage: Eukaryota; Apicomplexa; Conoidasida; Eucoccidiorida; Eimeriidae. The record is from RefSeq and is a predicted model, not a curated record. Gene Ontology annotation, molecular function: ice binding. The coding region runs from base 1 to 633 and encodes 210 amino acids.
AUGAUGAACGGGACUCAGCUCUGCAGCGUUCGCUGCUGCAGCAGCUGCUGCAGCGGGAUCUCAUCUAUUGUCUUAGCUGCUGCAGCCGCUGCAGCCGCUGCAGCCGCUGCAGCCGCUGCAGCCGCGGCAGUUGCUGCAGCCGCAGCAGGUGCUGCAGCUGGUGCAGCCGCUGCAGCUGCUGCAGGUGCCGUAGCUGCUGCCGGCUCCGCAGCUGCUGCAGCUGCUGCAGCUGCUGCCGGCGCUGCAGCAGCUACAGCUGCUGCAGGUGCUACAGCUGCUGCCGGCGUUGCAGGCGCUGCAGGUGCUGCCGGCGCUGCAGCAGCAGCCCUGCGGGGUGCAGCGGCUGCCGCUGCUGCUUCUAGUGGCAGUUAUUUCUGGGAUUUGCAGGCCGGCAGUUGCUGCGGCUUUAAUGCCUUAAUUCGGGUCCCGAGAAGUCCCGAAAAAGCGGAAAAAAGCCGAGAAAAAGGAGAAAAAGUUGCGAAAAUAUUCAACUUUUUCAGUACAACUCCCCCUCGGGCGGCUGCGGCAGCCGGCGGUUCGCCUGCGCAGCCAUUUCCUGCCGCAGCGCCGUCAGCAGCAUAUCGAUGGUGUAGGAGCGCUGCCACUGGCGGAGCAGCGGGAAGCUGUUUUUGA